Molecule: messenger RNA, 3689 nt
Organism: Exophiala viscosa
Lineage: Eukaryota; Fungi; Ascomycota; Eurotiomycetes; Chaetothyriales; Herpotrichiellaceae
Product: valyl-tRNA synthetase
Exons: 1
Coding region: 303-3383 (1026 amino acids)
Biological process (GO): valyl-tRNA aminoacylation
Cellular component (GO): cytosol
Molecular function (GO): ATP binding; valine-tRNA ligase activity; aminoacyl-tRNA deacylase activity
Source: RefSeq, a predicted model, not a curated record
ACAGAAUAAUGAGGACGGACAGACCGUGAUGGGCAUGUCCGGGAAGCCAAAGACUGCCAAAGAAAGUAAGAACGAGAACGCCGAACAACCACAUUGACACGCACUGCUCGGGCAUGAUGGGCUGCAUUUGGAAAAUGAGUCAUAUGAAGGACGAGUACCAGAUCGCCAGAGUUUCGUGGUGUAUGACUGGGAAAGUGUUGUAUAGAGCGAGCCAGCCGCUCAUAGUCAGCCGUCCGCAUCCUCAAUAGACAUCUGCCACACUGCUCCUCAUAUAUAAUGUGAAGAUCGAGACUCUGACUAUUAUGCUCUUCACAGUUGAGAAAGAACGUAAGAAAGCCGAAAAGCUAGCCAAAUUCCAAGAGAAGCAGAAAAAGCAAGCCCCGACACCGGAAACCACCUCGAAAGCACCUAAGAAGGAGAAGGUCAAGAAACCUACCGCUGUCGACGCCUACGAACCCCAGAAAAUCGAAGCUGACCGAUACGAGUGGUGGGAGAGCAGAGGCUACUUCAAGCCGCAAUUUACAAAAGAUGGCAAGGUCAAACCAGAGGGCAAAUUCGUCAUUCCUAUACCUCCUCCCAACGUCACCGGCUCUCUACAUAUGGGACACGCUCUCACGAAUGCUCUUCAAGACACGAUGAUCCGACAUGCGCGGAUGAAGGGAAAGACAACCGCAUGGAUUCCUGGCUGUGACCAUGCCGGUAUCGCAACACAGAGUGUGGUAGAAAAGAUGGUAUUUAAGACUGAAGGUAAGACUCGGCAUCAGCUGGGCCGUGAAGCUCUGCUUGAGAAGAUAUGGGCUUGGAAAGACAAAUACCAUGCGAACAUCACCAAUCAGCUGAAGCGGUUGGGAGGCUCCAUGGACUGGUCGCGAGAGGCUUUCACGAUGGAUGACAACCUCUCUCUUGCCGUUCGCAAGACCUUUGUUGAUCUGUAUGAAGAAGGCAGUAUCUACAGAGCCAACCGCCUCGUGAAUUGGUGUUCCGCUCUGAGCACGUCUUUGUCCAAUCUCGAAGUUGAUAACAAGGAGUUGAAGGGACGCACCAAAUUGAAAGUGCCAGGUUACGACAAGAUGAUCGAGUUUGGUGUGCUCACGUACUUCAAAUAUCCGAUAAGCAAGGGAGACGACUCGCACAAAUCGUCCACGUCACCUGAUCGGUUCAAAGGCUACGAGUUCAUCGAGAUCGCAACAACACGUCCUGAGACUAUGCUUGGUGAUACUGGUAUUGCUGUGCAUCCCAAUGACAAGAGAUACCAGCACCUGCACGGCAAGACCGCCAUCCACCCAUUCAUCCCGGAUCGCAAGAUCCUCAUAUUUGCAGACGAGGAGGUGGAGAUGGACUUCGGUACUGGUGCUGUGAAGAUUACGCCAGCACACGACCUUAACGAUUUCAACAAGGGCAGAAAGCACAACUUGGAAUUCAUCAACAUUCUGAACGAUGACGGCACAUUGAAUGAAAACGCAGGCCCAUAUGCCGGCCACAAGCGAUUUGAUGCUCGAUACGAGAUCAUUAAUGCUCUGAAAGAGCUCGAUCUCUAUACCAAACAGGAGGACAAUGCCAUGACGAUUCCCAUGUGCCAGAGGAGCAAAGACGUUAUCGAACCAGUGUUGAAACCUCAAUGGUGGAUGAGGAUGACCGAGAUGGCGAAGGCUGCAGAUGAAUCCGUGCUUGAUGGUAGGAUCCUGAUUAAACCCGAAUCAGAAGCCAAACGUUUCCAUUUCUGGAUGCAAAACAUUCAAGAUUGGUGUAUCUCUCGACAGCUUUGGUGGGGUCACCGGGCCCCGGCAUACUAUGUCCAGCUUGAGGGUGAAAGCAGUGAUGAGGCUGAUGAUAAGUUCUGGGUGUGCGCACUAGACGAGGAGGAAGCUCGCAAGAAGGCGGAAAAGAAAUUCCCAGGCAAGAAGUUCACUUUACAUUGGGACGAAGAUGUGCUCGACACCUGGUUUUCGUCCGGUCUCUGGCCCUUCUCAACCCUGGGUUGGCCCAAAGAGACAACAGAUAUGCGGGAGCUCUAUCCCACAUCUAUGCUCGAGACUGGAUGGGAUAUUUUGUUUUUCUGGGUAGCCAGGAUGGUAAUGCUUGGAUUGAAGCUAACAGGCGAUGUGCCGUUCACUGAGGUAUACUGUCACUCCUUGAUUCGGGAUGCAGAAGGACGAAAGAUGUCAAAGUCCUUAGGCAACGUGGUGGAUCCUUUGGACAUCAUCAGAGGCAUCACAUUGGAAGAUCUCCACAAGACUCUGUACAAUGGUAACCUCGAUCCAGCAGAGGUCGAACGGGCUAAGGCCUAUCAAAAAGGGGCAUUCCCGAAGGGCAUCGAGGAGUGCGGAGCGGACGCCCUACGCUUCACGCUGGUCAACUAUACCACUGGUGGAGGAGAUAUCGCUUUUGACAUCCGGGAAAUCGAGGCCAAGAGAAGAUUCUGCAACAAAAUCUACCAAGCCACCAAUUUCGCCCUGGGCAGACUUGGUGAAGACUUUGUGCCAGAUGCCACCCCGAUAGACAACGAGCCGAAAUCACUCGCGGAGAAGUGGAUCCUUCACAGGCUUAACGCUGCCGCCAAAGAAGUCAACGACUCGAUUGAAGGACGUGACUUCUCCGUGGCCGCCGGCACACUAUAUCAAUACUGGUUUACCCAGCUCUGUGACACUUUCAUCGAAAACUCGAAAUACAUCCUCACUCCCGAGGCUCCCGAAGACGAGAGAAAGUCUGCUCAGCAAACACUGUACACCACACUGGAAAGCGGAUUAUUACUGAUGCAUCCCCUGAUGCCCUUCUUGACGGAACACCUAUGGCAGAAGCUGCCUCGACGCAAGGGAGACUCUACCGAAAGUAUCAUGAUCGCCAAAUUCCCAGAAUACAGUGAGAAGCUGGAUAAUCCCAAAGAAGCGGAAAAGUAUGAGUUCAUCAUGGCCAUUGCAACCGGCAUACGGAGUCUGCUUUCUCAAUACGGCUUCAAAGAGCCUGGAGAUCUUAUCAUCCAGACCUACUCCGAAGCUGCGUUCAAGACUGCGUCCGACGAACGCACAUCUCUCAAGUCCCUUGGUGGGAAAUACGCCGGCGAUAUUGAAGUCUUGGCUCCUAACGCAGCGUCGCUUCCACCUGCUGGCUGUGCGCUGCAAAGUAUUAACGCUGAAGCUGCCGUGUACCUCAAAGUUGCAGGGAAGAUUGACCUCACGGAGGAAUUCAAGAAGCGUGAGAAGAGUAUUGAAGAUGCCAAAGCUCGCGUGGAAAAGAGUAAGAAGAUCAUGAGCGCAGCUGGUUGGGAAAAGGCAAACCCAGAGACGAGACAAAAGGAAAAAGAGAAGCUCGAGGAUGCAGAAAGCGAAGUGACAAGAUUAGAGGAGGCCAUCAAGGACCUCGAGAGGUUGAAACUGGAAGGCUAAAGGAGGUCGAGCAUGUGUUAGGAGGUCUUUUGUACAACCGCUGUGAUACCGUUUUCAACAUUGAUGAUCUGCGAUCAUAUCCCAGCAUUCACAUGACGAUCCUUCUAGGUCUCGCGUUGUGUGCUCCCAUACCUUAGGUGUUAGGCAAGGCAGGGACUUCGGCGACGGACAUCUGAAGUGAGAUACAUCGCCAAGCUGGAAGGCAGCUUAGGGAGCGCUUUGGGCACGGUCGCAACCCCAGAACUCCCCACCGGAAAUAGAGGCGACAGCCAUACAAGAACCCGACAUUAUUGAAACGCGUGCUCA